Molecule: messenger RNA, 9151 nt
Organism: Trematomus bernacchii (emerald rockcod)
Lineage: Eukaryota; Metazoa; Chordata; Actinopteri; Perciformes; Nototheniidae
Gene: bcr
Product: BCR activator of RhoGEF and GTPase
Exons: 23
Coding region: 793-4935 (1380 amino acids)
Biological process (GO): protein phosphorylation; positive regulation of GTPase activity; intracellular signal transduction
Cellular component (GO): membrane
Molecular function (GO): protein serine/threonine kinase activity; GTPase activator activity; guanyl-nucleotide exchange factor activity
Source: RefSeq, a predicted model, not a curated record
GCGGCACCAUCACUGCCGAAGAAACGGGAUAAACCUGGAAAACAACUGGGGGAAAGAUCAACGAGACCACAUAGGCACCGUGUUAAAACCAUGGUCUAACGAAACAGUCCAUAAACCGGACCACGCCGCUUGAUCGCAUCCCGUGAGAAACUCAGAUGUUGUCGUCGCUUGGGUUUUGCGCUUUUUAUCCUUUCUCCUUGAGCGCUGCUGGUACAAAGGCUCUUGGUGUGGAGCAGCACCUGGGAUCACUGCCGUAUGAAUGGAGUGAGAGUGAUCGGACCUGCUAUCACUAACAAACCCGGAAUAGUAGAUAGUGAGUAAACCUCGCAGGAUUAAACCACUUUCUUCUUUUUUCCUCUCUCCCUGGGAGCCAGAUCCCAGUGUCACCCUGCGAGGACAGAUGCUGUCAUUGUGUCGAGGCUGAGAUUGAUCUUCUAAAAGUGUAUUUUCUCGUAAUAAUGCUUGAGAAAGACGCGCGUUAUUGCAGCUUUUUGUUCCUUUUUAUGCCCCACACAUUCCCAGCUCUUGCUCUGGCUGAACAGCCGGUUUCUCUUGUUCAGAAUGGGAUUUAUUGUAUCUGCGCAGCACACGACAAGUGUCAGCAAUUAGGCAGUGUGUUUCUGCACGGGUUACCUAAAGGCCUGUUUUAAACACCGUCACUUUAAGUGGCCAUUGUUGUCGAUAAGGAGUCAGUAGCGAACUGGACUAAAGAAAAAAGACAAGGGCUGCCAUUGCUUGAAUCCCUCGGUGUGUGUGAACCGGGGUCCGUCACAGUAAUAAAUCAGGCACAAUAUGGUGGAGCCGGUGGGAUUCACCGAGGCGUGGAAAGCGCAAUUCCCAGAGUCCGACCCCCCCAAAAUGGAGCUGCGAUCAGUUGGUGGCAUCGAGCAUGAGCUGGAGAGGUGCAAAGCGUCCAUCAGACGCCUGGAGCAGGAGGUGAACAAGGAGCGCUUCCGCAUGAUCUACCUGCAGACCCUCCUGGCUAAAGAAAGGAAGAGCUAUGACAAGCAGCGGUGGGGCUUCAGAAAGACCCCGCUGGGUGAGGGGAUGGACCCUGCAGCCGCACAGGGCGCAGAGUGCCAGUCCCAGCAGCCACACAUGCAGGAGACUGGUGGAGUUGGAGUAGCAGUUGUUGGUGGAGUGUAUGGUUGUGGCAGUGUUGAUAGGAUCCGUUAUCAGCCUACCGCAGAUGGGACUGGAAGGUCCAAACCCAGGCCUCCACCAGCCAGGAAGUCGGCCUCCCACGGAGACGGCCUGGAGUCCGCCUUCGAGGUUCCCCCGCAGGCUGAGUCCACUUCUUGUGACAACCUAGAUGGCCUCUCGCCCUCUAAGCAGAGAGGUGGCAUCUCCGCCUCUCCCCGCAGGAUCAACGUUCCACCCACAGAGAAGGACUUGCCCUCUGACCCCAAGGACAAGCUGGGGAUGGGACUUGGCGUUGCAGCUCUUAGGUCUAACUUUGAGAGGAUCAAACGGGCCAACUCUCACACUGCUGGGGAGGCAGCGAAGGGCCAGGAGAAGCAGUUGCCGCCACCACCACCGCCAUUCUACUCUAACAUGGAAUUCCACCAGGAUCGGGGGCUGAUCAGGGUCAACGACCGUGAAGUCUCGGACAAGAUCAGCUCCCUGGGCAGCCAGGCCAUGCAGAUGGAGCGAAAGAGAUCUCUCCAUUCCCUCCCAGGUAACCUGGCAACGGUGGCAGGGGACCUCCGCGCCAGGCCGGUGUACAGAGGCCGCUCCACUGAAAGCACCUGCGGCUAUGACGCAGAAUAUGAAGAUGGGGAACCCAACCAGCGACAUUCAGGGAGGGCCAAUGGUGGCAAACCUCCACCUCCUCCUUGGCAGCCCUCGGAGUUCCAGGCUUACUCUAGUGUCUAUGUCGGCGGGGUGAUGAUGGGUGAAGGUGGCGUUGGAGGUGUUGGGGGAAGUGGUAGUGGAGUCACUAUGAGGGAACUUGGGGCAGCCGAUGACCACCUGCUGACCUGGCCACGCCGUUCCUACUCCCCAGGGAGCUUCGAGGAUGUCGGCGGAGGAGGCGGCUACACGCCAGAUUGCAGCUCCAACGAGAACCUGACGUCCAGUGAGGAGGACUUUUCCUCAGGUCAGUCCAGCCACGUCUCACCCAGUCCCACCACGGCCUUCCGUCGGCCUUUUAGAGAGAAGAGCCGCUCUCCGUCCCAAAACUCCCAGAACUCCCAGCAUUCGUUCGACAGCAGCAGCCCGCCGACUCCUCAGUCCCAGAAGCGACACCAACGGCAGCAGGGAGGCCAUGUGGUCAUGUCUGAAGCCACUAUAGUGAGCGUUCGCAAGACUGGUCAAAUCUGGCCACCUGCUGCCCAUCAUGACCUCGUGCCCCACGGUAGACCAUCCCAUGACAACAGUUUCCAUGGAGACCAUAUAGACGGUCAUUUCACCGGGACCCCUCCAUCGUACGGUUACGAUGCAGAUCGCGCAGAGGAGCAGCGAAGGCACCACGAAAUCCUGCCGUACAUCGAUGACUCGCCGUCAUCUUCACCGCACCUCAGCUCAAAGAGCCGCAGCAGUCGGGACACGCUCUCCUCCGGAUCGCUAGAGUCCUCCAAGUCGAAUGAAUGUGACCUGGAAAAGGGUUUGGAGAUGAGGAAGUGGGUCCUGUCUGGGAUCUUGGCCACCGAGGAAACAUACCUCAGUCACCUGGAGGCACUGCUACUGCCGAUGAAGCCUCUGAAGGCAGCAGCUACGACGUCGCAGCCUGUGCUCACCGUGGCUCAGAUAGAAACCAUCUUCUUCAAAGUGCCUGAGCUCUACGAGAUCCACCGGGAGUUCUACGACGGACUUCUGCCCCGCGUCCAGCAGUGGAGCCACCACCAGAGAGUGGGGGACCUCUUCCAGAAACUGGCCAGCCAGCUCGGAGUUUACCGAGCGUUUGUGGACAACUACGAGCUGGCUGUGGAGACGGCGGAGAAGUGCUGCCAGGCCAACACACAGUUUGCGGAAAUCUCUGAGAACCUGAAGGUGAGGAGCCCGAAGGACUCUAAGGACCAGACGGCCAAGAACUCUCUAGAAGCGCUGCUUUAUAAACCAGUGGACAGAGUGACUCGCAGCACUUUGGUACUUCAUGAUCUGCUCAAACACACGCCCACCAGCCACCCGGACCACCCGCUGCUGCAGGACGCCCUGCGGAUCUCCCAGAACUUCCUGUCCAGCAUCAACGAGGAGUCGACGCCCCGACGCCAGUCCAUGACUGUCAAGAAGGGAGAGAACCGGCAGCUUCUGAGGGACAGCUUCAUGGUGGAGCUGGUGGAGGGAGCGAGGAAACUGCGGCACGUCUUCCUCUUCUCCGAUCUGCUGCUCUGCGCCAAGCUGAAGAAACAGAUCGGAGGUAAAAACCAACAGUAUGACAGUAAGUGGUACAUCCCCCUGACCGAGCUGACCUUCCAGGGUCCCGAGGAAGCGGAGCCCCUCACCAUCCCACAGGUCCCCGACGAAGAGCUGGACGCCAUGAGGGUCAAGAUCUCACACCUCCGCAGUGAGGUUCAGAGAGAGAAGAGAGCCAACAAAGGCUCAAAAGUCAUCGACCGCCUCAGGAAGAAGCUGUUCGAGCAGGAGUCCAUGCUCCUCCUAAUGGCUCCCAGCCUGCCGAUUAGAGUCUACAACAAGAACGGCAAGAGUUACAGUUUCCUGAUUUCGUCCGACUAUGAGCGCGCAGAGUGGAGGGAGAUAAUGAAGGAACAGCAGAAGAAAUGUUUGAAAACGUCCUCCUUGACCUCCAUGGAGCUGCAAAUGCUGACCAGCUCCUGUGUCAAACUGCAGACUGUACACCACAUUCCACUUAGCAUCAAUAAAGAAGAGGAUGAAUCCCCCGGUCUCCACGGGUUCCUGAAUGUAAUCGUCCACUCUGCCUCCGGCCUCAAACAGAGCUUGAAUCUCUACUGCACAAUGGAGGUGGAUUCCUUUGGCUUCUUUUCAAAUAAAGCCAAGACGAGAGUGUAUCGAUACACUACUGAACCCAAAUGGAACGAGGAGUUUGAGAUUGACCUGGAGGGCUCUCAGACCCUGAGGCUGCUCUGCUACGAGAAGUGUUACAACAAGACCAAGCAGAACAAAGAGGAUGGAGAGAGCACAGACCGCAUCAUGGGGAAAGGACAGAUCCAACUUGACCCUGCAUCUCUCCAAGGCAAAGACUGGCAGAGAACAGUUAUUCAAAUGAACGGGAUCGAGGUUAAACUUUCAAUAAAGUUCACCACCCGAGAGUUCAGCCUGCAGAGGAUGCCCUCACGGAAACCAAUGGGCGUGUUCGGAGUCAAGAUCUCCACCGUGACCAAGCGAGAGCGCUCCAAGGUGCCCUACAUCGUCCGGCAGUGUCUAGAGGAGAUUGAGAGGAGGGGGAUGGAGGAGGUGGGCAUCUACCGAGUAUCAGGAGUGGCCACUGACAUUCAGGCCUUGAAGACCGCAUUUGACACCAAUCACAAAGACGUGUCAGUGAUGAUGAGUGAGAUGGAUGUCAACGCCAUCGCUGGGACCUUGAAGCUUUACUUCAGAGAGCUGCCAGAGCCGCUCUUCACUGAUGAUCUCUACCCUAACUUUGCAGGCGGCAUUAACCUGUCUGAUAGUGUUGCCAAAGAGAGCUGCAUGUUGAACUUACUGCUGUCACUGCCGGAGCCCAACCUGGUCACAUUCCUAUUCCUGUUGGAUCACAUGAAGAGGGUGGCAGAUAAGGAGAGCAUCAACAAGAUGUCUCUCCACAACUUGGCGACAGUUUUCGGGCCGACCUUGCUGAGGCCUUCCGAGAAGGACAGCAAGAUCCCCGCAAACCCCACCCAGCCAAUCAGCAUGGGGGACAGCUGGUCCCUGGAAGUCAUGGCGCAGGUCCAGGUGUUGCUGUACUUCCUCCAGCUGGAGACGAUCCCCACCCCGGACAGUAAAAGACAGAGCAUCCUCUUCUCCACUGAAGUAUAGAGCUAAUAUUGACUCUGCCACCCUGAUUCUUUGACCAUGGAGGAGAGAAACGAGACGGACCGUGGCUCAAAGUGAGCCUAUAGUAGGAUGUUUUUUAAUUGACUGACCAGACUCUUGCAGAUGGAAAAGAUUGUCUCUGGUGAUGCCUGCCCUCCUCAAACACAAGAGGGCGCCAUUGGACCUCCGAACCUCUGAGGAUGCGAGGGCCUUGGUGUUCAUAUCUCUCAUUACAUGAUAUUUAGUAAGAUUCCUUCAUUGACUACAUUCACCAUCUACAUUUCUCCACCACGCUUUUUGUUGGUCUUUACAGCUUUAACGCAAUUGUGGUUCAAAAAUCAAGAUCGAUGUCAGUCCAUAAGAGAACAAAACACGUCUUUCCUGAUCCUUGAAUUAGUUUGCCAUCAAAUCUGAAUUUCCAUGUAAGUUUGUGUUUGCGUUGUUCUCUAUCUGUGUUUAUUUUGGACAAUCAUCUACUCAAGACUUUUCAUUGAUCCAUCUCAAACAUUGCUUCAUUUCCUGAUGAGGUCAAUCCUAACUGUGUCUUACAUCAUCUCAGCCCAUUGUUUCUGAGAAAGACAAGAGAAGACAUUUAUAGGAGUUGAAAAUGAACGGCACGAUACUGGCUUUCGUUCUUUGGGUGAGGAAGCCAACACCUGUAUGUUUUAGUGUUUACAACGUAAACAAACCCAGAUGGGAGUCAGAGACAAAUGCUACAGCUUGAAGAAGAACAAAAAAAGGAACCUGAUGAUUAGUAAUACACUGCAAUCUGACUGCCUGCGGUUUUCACGACCAUAAAAGCAAAAUGUCCUCUAUUUGUGUUGUUUGUGUCUCAAGGUAGUCUUCAGCUUGAAUACCGAGGAAGCAAUAUAUUUUCUAACAUAGGAAGUGUCUGUGUUCAUAUCGUUGCUGACGAAAAGUCCUUCUUACUGUAACAGAGGACAUCUUGCCAAAAGUAAUAUGUUUUUUGUUUGUUUCUAGACAAAAAAGGAGGCGGUUGUAUUUACAGAUACAGUAUGUACAUAAUCUUAAAUAUUUCUUUCUUUUUGUUUAACAGUAUAAUCAUUGAUGCUAUUAUUGUAAUUUAUUUUGGGGGGGAAGGGGUCGGUUUGUUUUUCUAUGUGAGCUCUUUUUCUGUUUUGAUUCUGAAAGUGGUAGGUCUUAGCCUUGACUUUGAGUCUUGCAGUAAAUAAGCAGGAUUUAGCCUUGUUCUUAUAGAAACUACUCAGCUGUUCUGUCCAGCCUCUUGAUUAUUCAUUUAGAUAUUAUUAUUGAAGGUAACACACACAUUGUAGUUACAUACUGUAUGCUGCUGUGGAAAAGGCACAAGCUCUUUAACGGCUGGGUGUUCCUCGGCAAAAAAACUUCUCGCAUCCAGAGACCGUCGCCUGUCUAGUGUAGACAAUAUGCAAUGUCAUAAUAGAGCACACACACUCACACACAUAUGACAUUGUCUCAUUUUGUACCAUUUAAUCAUUGGCUGCAGAAGUGCACUCACGCAAUGUUAGAAACUACUGUAUUACAAUUUAAGUGACCUGAGCACUCUGCAUUUAUGUCCAAUGAAGAGCAUAUCUGUUGGUUUUUAUGAAGGAAUAUUAUUUUUGUUUCAUCUUCUCCUGAACGGCGAAAUGUCCUUAUAAUCCUUUGUCCCUUUCAAUGUUCUUCAUACGGUUAAGCAUGAAGGUGUCCAACUCGAUGGCCAUUUUAAAAGAAAGCUCUUAAGAUGUGUUUUUGAUUCUAAAAAGUACAUAUUUCUCAUUUUGAUUUGAGUUUCCUAGAUUUAACAUGCAGGCAUGUUUUAUUGUUUUGUUUUUUAUUUUUGUGUUAUUGCUGUCUUUUUCACAGUUGUGUCAUCAUGUGGGAUGUUUGUAACUCGUGAGUAUCUGGUUUACAUUAUCGCAGCAUAUCCUUCUCAUGCCAAGGGUAAAUAUCACGGUUGUUCCUCUCGAAUAUCUUAGAUAUAAAACUAUAACCAUUUGAACAGUUAACUGGAUCUGAUAAGGGCUUGUGUCCAUGUUUGAGAUGACAUAGGGGAGUCAAUGUUAUUGAUAACACAUUUUAAAGUGGACCUAUCAUGCUAUAUUUGAAUAAUAUAUUGUAGGGCCAUACCUAUAUAAAACAUGUCUGUGAAGUUUUUUAUUCAAAAUACCAAACAGAUCAUGCAUUUUAGCCAUGCCUCAUUUCGCUCUAUUUGCUGUAUUCCAGCACUGUUUUUGCAAGGGCUGAUUCUGUGGCAAAUGAGCUGCAGCUGACCACGCCGCCCUGCAAAGGAGGGGGGCGAGGCACGAGCGUCAUAUUACCAUGCUGUUACCAUGCCACGGCAACCUCUCAUUCCCCUGUAGGCAGAGCGUCACCGCCCACUAUUCCGGGCUGACGUCGGGUCGGAUGGAAUCUGUAUCCGCUCGUUGUAGCCCCGUUUUUAAAAGAUUUGGCUACGGAGGAAAAGAGAGGGUUGUAUUUUCUGACACUUGGUGAGUUCCCUGGAACACCGGGGACACAUAUUCAUGUAUAAAAGACGUACAAAAGUGCAUUUUGCAUGAUAGGUCCACUUUAAGUUAACAUAAAUGUCUUUGGACUUUUUAAGGCAAGAGAAGUCAUUCUCAGAUACAUAUCAACUCUCUAAAUCUUAAGUCACUCGAUAAAUAUACAUAAAACAUCAUUAUAUCAACCCAAUUAUGUUAAGCUUUUAUUCUGAAAGUCAAGGUUCAAGGUUCAAGUCUUCAUGCCUUCAGUCCCACUUUUGAUGUACUUCCACAAGUUUUGGCCCACUGUAGCAUGCCCACAUUGUUUCAUCAUCUAUAUGUCAGGAUGUGAGACACCGGGUGAAUCCACCACUCAUUCAUUCGUCUGUCACCCUUUAAAACAAGUCCCGAUUGCCUACACUCUACCCUAUCGUGCCUCGACACUUUUGUUUUUUUGUUAAGCGCCUGUGGUACUCUGAAACGUUGUUCAGUCUCCUGUUGCCUUUGCUGAGGACAGCCACACACCUUCCAUCUCUUAAAGACUAAGACAGGACCUUAACCUUAAGCACGGUCUUAGCUCAUACUGUACAUGCUCUACUGUCACAUUCAUCGUACUGUGAUGCUGUAAUUUAAAAAAGUCAGUCUUAAAACAUUUUCGUCCUUGUUUUGGCUCUUAAACUUUCAGCUCCUUUUAAUGCCUUUUAAUCUAAUUUAUUUAUGUUUUGUCCCUGUUUGGUAUAAGAAGGUCUCCUAGUUCUAUUUAUUUAUGAUAUAAUAUCAUCUGAAACUAUAUUAAUGUAUAUGGUGUGCUUUCUUUGGGAAAACGUAUGUCUUAUUUUACUGUUUGUUGAUAUUUUGUCCCAGAAUCACAACCCCUCCAAACACCUACGAAAGCCCAUUUCUCAUCUCUGUAGUUUGACGUGUUGUACAACUUGUUGUACAGACUGGCCACUGUGAGUGUUUAGCUAUUUGAUUAAAUAACUGAAUAGCAGAUGCAGGUUCUUGUCAAUUGAAAAAAGGUAGAUUCACAGAAUUCAAACUUCUCUCAUUUUCCACGAAGUUGUAUAAUAUGUAUUAUACAAGAGAGUACAUUAUCUGGUUUCCGUUAUUAUUUAUUUUGGCGUCCGCUGACGUAUGAUCGUCAAGAGUUGAGCCGGUACGCCUCUCGUCUCUUUGAAAAGACAAACUGUCAGUGUAUGGUAGAGGAGAUAAGAGUCUUAUAUUGCUCUAAAAUCUGCAUUGUUUUUGGUCUGUUGAUUGUCAGUGUAACUGCAUGUACCCUCCAUAACCUCAGUCCCUCUGUACAUGAAAAAGUAAAUACAACAAAAAAGGUUUAAUUUAUCUGUUGAAUAGCCUGAAGAUGUGGAACAUAUUGCUCUAUAUGAAAGUUCUCCAUUUAUUGUAUAUGGUAAUUAUCACAUUCCCAUAAUACUGUCAAAUGACCCUCUGCUGCCACUUCUACGCCACCAGACUUACAUUAAGUUAGACUCCCUGACUCUUUGGAAAUAUACCAGUUUUGAUUUUAUUUGGCACACAAUGUUAAGCUGAGAAUGAAACUUGCUGACCAACCACAAACACUUUCUCUUUACCUUCUGCGAUCUUUGAACUCUUGUUCCUCUUGUUCAAUAUUCAGUGUUCUGCUUGUAGAACUGUAAAAAGGAAUACUGUAUUCUGAGGGCAAACAUGUUUGGAAGGCAUUUGCUGCCUAUGUUUGUACACAAAAAUGUUAAAUAAAAUCUCCUUGUAUCUACAUAGAA